Tupaia belangeri chinensis (Chinese tree shrew) is the source of this 1147-nucleotide messenger RNA. It is a transcript of the gene PDE6H, whose product is annotated as phosphodiesterase 6H. The record is from RefSeq and is a predicted model, not a curated record. The transcript is spliced from 3 exons. Gene Ontology annotation, molecular function: cGMP binding; 3',5'-cyclic-nucleotide phosphodiesterase activity. Gene Ontology annotation, biological process: positive regulation of epidermal growth factor receptor signaling pathway; positive regulation of G protein-coupled receptor signaling pathway; visual perception. Lineage: Eukaryota; Metazoa; Chordata; Mammalia; Scandentia; Tupaiidae. The coding region runs from base 42 to 293 and encodes 83 amino acids. Gene Ontology annotation, cellular component: photoreceptor outer segment membrane.
GAGCCUGAAAGUGAAACCUCAGCCACUCAAAGACUUUCGAGAUGAGUGAGAACACCACUUUGGCCCCCCCAGCUCCAACCCAGGGACCGACCACCCCACGCAAAGGCCCUCCCAAGUUCAAGCAGAGGCAGACUCGACAGUUCAAGAGUAAACCUCCUAAGAAAGGUGUGAAAGGAUUUGGAGAUGACAUUCCAGGCAUGGAGGGGCUGGGAACAGAUAUCACGGUGAUUUGUCCAUGGGAGGCAUUCAGUCACCUGGAAUUGCAUGAGCUUGCUCAGUUCGGGAUUAUCUGAGAACCAGAGGUUCUGCCACUCUCAACAGCACGUGCUGUAACUUUGAUUAUUUUUGUCCUAUUGACCUGCCAGAGUCUUGAAUUUCAGCGUUCGGAAGUGGUUUCUUUGGCCUACAAGGUCGUUUCCCAUCAGUUACUGGAAGACUUCUUUUAGUGUCAGAAUCUCUCUUGCCGUUUAGCUCAGUUCAGAAUCAUGGAUGAAAACCCACUUCUGUCAGGCUUUUCAUACUUUCCCCCCUUUUCCUAUCAGCUGGUUAGAAGUCAUCAGCCUUUCUCGAGAUUUUGUGUGUAAGUUCUUCAGAUCUAUUUUUGCUAGGCAUUCAUUGUGAUUAGUAGACUCUUAACAUUUAUGUCACUCCCCUUCCCCCUGUCUUACUUAAUAAAGGACAUAUUUACCUUGAAGUUUAUGGAGAAGUUGUAUUAAAUGCUGUAUGCAAAUGUCGGAUGUUCUGUUCUGAGAACUAAUUCAACGAAGAAGCACAGUCAUACCGGAAGGCAGCUUAGCACAUGCAAAAGAGCACAGGUUCUAAUUCUGCUUUGUAAAUCUGUAAAGCAUGAACUUCCUGGGUCUAAAUCUUUUUGAACUAGGUUAUUCCAGAGGGCAGAGUUGCCGUGAAGCUCUAAAUUGUACAUUCCAAAUCGGCGGAACACCAGAGACUUAAACUUACACCUCUGACAAUGUGAGCCUAGUUUUCCAGUGCCCUGGGUCAGGAAAUUUCUCUUUCAGGCAUCCCCUCAAUGAAAUUAUUCUAUUCAAUGACUACAGGUGAGAACCACAGCUUUUUGUGCAUACAUUGGCUUUGUGUCUAUCUGUAAUAAAUGACCUUUAAACUGUCCAUCGAAAAUAUUUAUAUA